GCAACCUUUGUCGAUCAUUUAUUGUUUCAAGUGCAUUUACGACAGCAGUUUGUUCCAGUCCGGUGAAUCAUUUGUGUUUAAAUUCAAUACAGCAACAAAACCUUAUAUGUAAAACAACGCUUCAUUAAAACAUCGCCACGAUAACAUCCAGACAGCAAAUUUCUACAAGAAUUUCGAUCCACAUGCCCUCCAGUUUAAUAUUCUCCUUUGUCAUCAAUAGUCACAGAAAAGUGAAGGUGCGCGGCGAAGGGAGACAGCCACUUUAGCCAAACACAAGCAACCUCCCAUAGGGUCAAAGCAUUUCGGUUUGUGCCAAGAACAAUUAUUGAAAAUGAGCUCUGAGUUUAUUACCAAAUUGAAAGACACAAACAAAAGUUUUAAGAUUUCUUUUCGAGAUGAAGAAAGCGAGUCGAAAGUUUCAAGGCUGACUUUUUCAUCAGACUUUACGCGGUCAUACGAAGAGUCAUUUGAGGACGAAGAUGACAUCCUGAUUGUUGAUAUUGACUACGGAGAGAAAAGCCAAGGUGCGCAGACGGUUAAAGAAGGUUGUGAUUCACCGGAAUCACUUUCUCGAAGUGGAAGCCUCAGCAACAGUUAUAGCAAGCAACGGCCAAAGUUUGGCCUAAGAAGGUUCAAAAGUGUGGAGGAGGUCAUCAGUGUAUCGCCAAAGAGAAGAAGAGCAAAACAAGCCUUACACAAAACUGUCAGUGAUUAUGAAGUCAGGUACAAAGGUGUGAGAAAGGAAUCCUCUUCUAAACUAACCUAUUCCGCUGAUUUCACACGAUCGUAUGAAGAAAGCCUUGAGGAUGAUAAUGAUUUGCUAAUUGUAGAUAUCGAUUAUAGCCAGAGUAAAGCGCUAGAAUCCAGUACUGAGGACAACAUCUUUAGCAUCUCUGAUAAUUUUGGCACACUAAAUCGUGCACAGAACGAAAACUUGAGGAUGUAUAAGAGCCACGAGGACAUCAGGCACGCACGCUUUAAAGCGAGGCGGGGAUACGAAAUAACAUUCACUGACGAAAGUUCUCCAGAUAGAAAAACGAGGUUGUCGUUAUCUUCUGACCUUUCUGCCUCUGGGGAAGAGAUCUUAGCCCCUUUAGCUUCUGCUGAUAUUGACACAAGUGCUAAGGAAGCUGGCUGUAUUGCAGACGAUGCAUUUGAAAAUGACGUUGUUGAUUACAGUUUCGCAACAAGCACGCCACAGAAAGUCAAACCAAUGUUGCAAGACGACCAAGCUUCCAAUCCUACUGGAUAUGGAAAUGGAAAUGGAUAUGGAAACAGAUCGACGAAAUAUGUAUCGAAUGAUUCAGAUUGGAAUGCUGGGCAAUCAAAUUCUCAGUUCGUUUUUAAUGCAGAUGAGGCUCAUUAUGAAUCAACAAGUAACAAGCAAUCGACCAUACUUAGCCUCGCAUCCAGUCUUAAAAACGAAGCUCUAUUGCUCGAGGACUCGCCUGACACCGUCAAUUUGACCAAUGAUGUUGGCGAGAAUGUGAACAGGGAUUCUAGUUUUGACGAGUGUUCUGACAAUGGGGUUGAUAUUAACAAUGUUGCUGAUUUUAUGGAUGAAAAUGCAGAAAGUAGUUCCCAAAUAAUCGCAUCAGUGCCUGGGAGGGAGAUCGAAGUUUCGGAGGACGUAGAAGCAUCCCAAUUAACAAGAAAGGAAAGCGCUAGAUUUGGUUUUAUUGAUUUGAACGAAAUUGUCAUUGAUGACGUCAGUGCAUCUGAUAGAAUGCAAGAGUAUCCACACCUGAGAGGGGAAGAUUCGAGUGAGGAUUUACAGGAAAAUAAUGGUGACAGCGGAGCGCAUAACAUGUCUUCAAGGGCAAAAGCAUAUCUCUACGUCACCCUGCAAACAGAAGAAAAAGUUGAAGAGGCUGGAAAUUUGGAUGCCUAUGUUGAUGAUGAUAAAAAGUUUGGUGAAGAAGACAACAAUGACUUGGUUGAUAUAGAUUUUGAAACAGACAAGCACGGAGCGGCCCAGCUGAAGCCUGAAAGUCAUUAUGCAACCAGGUCUACAGAAUCAUUAGCCAAAGAUCAUGUGGAUGCUGCAAGCAAUUACAAGAACGCUAUUGAUUCAGAUGCAGCAGAAGACAAGUACAGAGAAGAAGUUUAUAGUGUGGGCACCAUCGAUGCUGCUGAAAGCGAAGGCGAUGGAGAAUAUGGAGAGGAUGCCGAAAUAGACAAAUACAGAGAAGAAGGUUAUAGUGUGGGCACCAUCGAUGCUGCUGAAAUCGAAGGCGAAAAAGCGGCUGGAGAAGAUGCCGAAAUAGACAAGUACAGAGAAGAAGUUUAUAGUGUGGGCACCAUCGAUGCUGCUGAAAUCGAAGGCGAAAAAGCGGCUGGAGAAGAUGCCGAAAUAGACAAGUACAGAGAAGAAGUUUAUAGUGUGGGCACCAUCGAUGCUGCUGAAAUCGAAGGCGAAAAAGCGGCUGGAGAAGAUUCAGAAGAAGGCAGUAUUGGGGAGGCAGAUGAUAAUGGGGAUAAUGGGCUUGUAAGCGAGGUUUGUGAUAAAAAAGAAGAUUUUGCUGAUGACCAAAGAAAAGGUGAAGAGCUUGUCAUUUCGAAUGGCAACAUGCAGGAAAAGGCAAACGGGUAUAAUCAAAUGAAGUGCGAAAAGUUUGAUGAUAGUUACCAAAAAGAAAUCGCUGGAGAGAAUGAUAGAAGUACUGGGGGAGUGUUUCUGAGUGAAGAAAGGGAGGAUGAAAUGUCUUUUGUGUCUUCAUCAAAGAAAGACAUGUCUGCAAGUGACAGGAAGGAUGAAGUACAAAUGGAGGAGAUCGAGUCUGCUAGCUGUAACAUUGUCGAUGAAGAUCAGGAUGUUCCAAUUAAAGAAAUUGUUUGUAAGACUGAAGAAGAAAAGUCCAACAGAAUAGGUGAUCAGCAUUUAUUGGAUGAGCAGGGUUUCAUUGACAGAAACGCAAAUGAUUUGAUCAGCUGCUCCUCAAAAAGUUGCGGGAAGUUUUAUCAAAUUACAAUCAUUAAAGAAGAUGAAGCGACGACCAGUGAAGGUUUGCUAGAACAUGGUGUUCCUGGUAAAAUUUCGCGAAUACGGGCGCGCAUAAGGAGAUUAUUUUCAAGAAAUAAAGGAACUCAAGGUACAGGAAGUAUCGAAAGAAGUGACAGUUCGGGAACAGAGAGUUCUGAAAAUACUAUUUGCGUAUUUCCAUUGCCGGUUUUGAGCGAUGAUAUGGAAGUGCUGGAUGGUGAAAAUAGUGGUACGACUGAUGUGAAUGGUUUAACGGCCACUGAAAAAGGCGCGAUUUAUUUUGACACUGCAGAAGAUAGCAACAGAGAGGCUGAAUAUUCAAAGAAAGACAAAAACGAGGCUGAGCCUAGAGACAAAGGUGUUUAUCUAAAUGGGGAUUGUGUCAGGGCAGUUGAAAAUGAUGUGCCUGAACUGUAUGAAGGAGAAGACAUGAUAGGAGGUGACGUAAUAGGAUUGCCAUUCAGUUUGAAUAAGGUUUAUAGAAUGAAAAGCAGGUACGAAGGCAAACAAAUCCGUACGGAGACAAUCAGAAUCUUUUUGCAACAUGAAAGAAUCGUGUUUAUUUAAAAAUCUAAAUCGGAUUUUCUUCAAUGUUUUGAGCAGCAGGAUGAUAGUAUCAUGCGGAGAUUUGUUGUGGGAAUUUUGAAAGAGCAUUUUAUGACCUGGGAACAUUUUAGACUGCUUGUCUCAUAAACAUAAGUAAAUUGUAGAUCGUUAAAUUUAAUUGGGAAUAAUUGUGGGAAAGCCAUACCCAGUUUGAUAAAAAUAGAUGUUGUAAAAUUAAUUGAUUUUCUGUCACUUCAAGGGUUACAGGGCGGUAUUGAAUUCUUUCUAGAGCUGUGGAUUUUUGACGAAUUUUCAACGCUGUACCCUAUUCCCAAACAAAGAAAUGUUGAUUUGAACAAUUUUUUAACAUUCAGGUUUGGUCUCAACAUUCAGUUUUCGACAAGCAUUCUUCAAGGGGUGUUAUGUCUGUUAUUUGUAAUAAACUGACCCUGAUGUUAUUUUUCAGUCAGGACCCACUAACGGUGUGUUCGAAAGCCUGUUGCGAACUUUCUGGUCCGUCGUCAAUAGUAUCUUUUCAUUCAUUUUAAGGUCAUGUUGUCGUCCCUGUUUAUUAGGAAAGCUAGCUUCCAGCUUAGGAUUCUAUUAGCCCAUUGGGUUUUGGUUAAAUUACAUAAUCGAUUAUAUUGUCCUUAUCUAGGGCCCAACAAUUAGGGGGCGGAAAAUUUAAGCCCCUUUUCAUUUCAACAGAUUAUUUAUCAUACAUCUUGUCCUAUUUGCUCCUUUAGGCACCCCUUUAUUAUUAUUAUUACAUUAUUUGAAGUUGGUAUUUACAGUAGCUAAAUACAAUAGCUAAUUUAAACUAUCUACAAAAGAAAAAUUUACAGAUUAAUACUAAUACUAAAAUAAAUUAAAUAUUUAAAUAAAUAAAACUUCAAAGGGGGUUUCCACUGAUGUUGUUCUACCGACAAUUUUUACAUUGACAGUUAUCACCCUUCCAUUCUUUUAUCGAUAUUUUGAAUUUAUCAACAGACAGUGAGUCUUUUAUAGUAUCAGGCAGGCUGUUUCAGAGGAUGAUGCCCCUGAAAGCUAACGAACUGGUGCCGUAGGAUGUGGUUUUGGCUUUUGGCAGUUGUAAUUUCAACUAAUCCAGAAUUUUAUCUGCUUCUCCAGUUGUUACAUUUGCUACCGUUUGCGGAGUUUCUCGUUAUCAGUUGCAAAAAAUAGAAGUAAUCCUAAUUCUUUGUAGUGUUUAAUUUAUGGCAUUUGAUAAGUAAUUUUAACUUUUUAAGUUAUUUAUUGUAGCGAAUUAGGUUUGGUAGUUUUAAGGUUUUGUACAUUGGGGAGCAGGAUACUCAACAAUUUGAACGGCUCACGUAGAGUUGCACAAAGGAUACCACCAGAAAAAAAUUAGAUUUUAGAAAUCAAACGACUGUAUUUUUGUUCAAAAUAUUGAGAUUCUUUGUUGAGUAAAUAUCUUAGCUAUGGUUGUUUUGUAUGAAUGCUGUGUUUAUAUAAGUCAGAUAUUUUAGAUGUCAUUUUAAUCAUUGAUAUUGUAUUGAAUAAUUCCUUGUUUUAUCAAUACUGUAGCACGUAGAGAAUAUUUGUUGUGAACUUUAGCAAAGGAAAGUGGCUUUUAGGUUGAAAGCAAAAAUUGCACGAAAAAGAAUUAGGGCGAAAUAUCCAAGGUUUCUUUUCGUUAUGUCCAGGGACACAUUUUUGCAUCUUUGGUUUAUGAGGGGGGAGGAGGGCAUCAUUAGGCAAUAUUAUUCUAAAAAAAAAUUUACAAAGUAGCCAAAUUCUCAAAUUUUUUCUGUGAUAUCCUGCCCUAAGUCAGUGGCGGAAAUUCAUUUUUCAAGUGGGGGGGGGGCAAUGAAAUAAUGAACUAACAGUAAAUAUAGUCAUCGGAACGAAGCUCAUGAUUGGGAAGGGGGUUUGAAAGGACUGAAGGAUCUUUUAUUUCCAAUGGAAUACUGUGUUCUUAAAAAAGUUGACAAAAAUGGAAAUUUUACUUGGGUACUGUUUCCGUAGCAACUACCGUAGUAGAAGCUCUCUAGUACAUCAAAACUUUUGUCGAGAAGAACCCUGAGUUUAUAGGAGUUAGCUUCAGUAAAAAUAGCAAAAAAGAAUUAAGACAGAGUCAAGAAUUUCUCUUUUAAUUUUGUUGGAAGGGUCAAAAUGGCUGCCACUUCAGAGACUCGCAUGUUUGGGAGUUUCCCAUUAUUUCAGUAAUAUUUUAAACAAAUUAUUGAUGUUCAAUCGCACAAAUACCAAUGAAAUUGGCAGGAGACCCAUCUGCGCCAACAAAUGCCCGGAAAAUGUAUUGCUGGACAUUCUCAACUGUUGCGGGAGGGUGCUAGUACUAUUUGAAUAUUAUCUUAUUAACAUAAUUCUUCCUAAACUAUUGGGCAUAUAAACUGAGGCACUAAAUAGAUCUAGAGAUCUGUAUCUAUGAUAAUAGAUCUAGAGAUUGUAGAAAUGUAGAUCUAGAAAUGGAUCUAGAAACUGAGCCCCCCCCCCCCUAAAAAAUGAUUUAUUCUUUGUUAUAUUUCUUUAAGACACUUUGGAGCAGUAUCUUCUAAGUCACUUCCAAACCAGUAAAUGGCUUGAAAACUUAUUUAUGGAUAUCUAAAAGAUGAAGUUUCAAGUUUUGUUUUUAAUAUAUUUUCAGUUAACUAUAAUUGCAUUCGGUUUCCUCGGAGCUCUUUUUUCGAUCCCUGUUUUGUAAUCACAAGUUGCCAAGCCACUUUAAGAUACCUACAUCUCGGUCCCUUAACAUACCUUAGAUGCGGAUUUUUGACUGAAGAUUUGGGAUUAGGGUUUUGUUGUUUUCCAAUGGGGCAAAUGAUUCAGCCCCGUCAUUAGAGUCUUGCAAGAAAUAACAACCCUUCGUGUGUGUCUAGGCCUUUUUG
Molecule: messenger RNA, 6399 nt
Organism: Rhopilema esculentum
Lineage: Eukaryota; Metazoa; Cnidaria; Scyphozoa; Rhizostomeae; Rhizostomatidae
Source: RefSeq, a predicted model, not a curated record